Molecule: messenger RNA, 6010 nt
Organism: Paramuricea clavata
Lineage: Eukaryota; Metazoa; Cnidaria; Anthozoa; Malacalcyonacea; Plexauridae
Source: the annotation of a GenBank genome assembly
AUGUCAGUAUCGGAUUUGGACAUUUGUAACUUAGCGUUUGAAGGAAAUUUGGUGAAAUUGAAAGAGAGAAUAGAAGAAAGGAAAGAUCUCAUACGCACCAAAGAUCAGGUAUUAUAAAUUUUACUGAAUGUUUUCAUUGGAAUUGUUGGAACAAAUUUUGAACAAGCUACAAAAGUUAUACUUUUCUGCCCCCCCCCCCUCCCCCAGUGAAUUUAAUUCAUAUCAGAAUAGCGAAUGAUUUUUUAUUAUAAAAGAGGUGUGCCAAAAUCCACUUGCUAAAUUUAUUAAUAAUACUCAGCAGAGUCUUAGCCAGGAUUUGCAACUUGGGUGUCCAAAUUUGAAAUUUUGUUUACGAAACCCAAUUUUUGCCAUAUGGAACCAUGGUACCACUUCAUGCAGCAGUAAUUCAAUGUGAUUAUUCCCGAAUGCUUGGAGUAAUCGGUGACUGCACUCGAAAAUCGCCCAAAAACUAUAAUAAUAUAUUAAAUUAUUCAGACUAUGUUACUACCACUACACUGACUACAGUAGUACAUGCGAUUCUGCAUGCUAAACACCCUUUCUGCUUCUACAAUUCCAACCAUUACACACAAGCACGUUGCCAAUUAGUUGAAAACUAGGCGAGUCUAUUUCCUGAAAGGUCAAUAAAAUUUGUGUAGGUGUCACUAGCGGCGCAUGCUCAUACUCGGAUUACAAAAUUACAUGUUACUAGCCGUUUCUACUUAGCGAACAAAACGCAAAUACAUAAAUUAACAUAAUAUUUUAUUGUAAGGUACUCUACAGCUUUUACCAAGCCGUCUAAAAGGCGUCACCAUGAUAGCGAACCGUCCAAAAGCCGUCUUUUUUAUAAGGCCGUCCAAAUUUGAAAAUAGCCGUCCAAAAGACGGCUGGACGGUAGGCUGGCUAAGACCCUGAUACUCAGGCUAAUCUCGAACUGUUGGUGCCGGUGCGCAUGUUCUGCCACACUAAUGUUUUGGCUUUGGAGGAAAUUUAUUUCCUUUGCAAAAAUACUUGCAAUUAUAAAAAUCUGCACAAAAUUCCUCAAUACGUAAAAGCUGCAAGUAAUUUCUGACGAAAGCAGAUUUCUGAUCUUUAUAUUUGACAAAAACAUUUUGCUCUUCUUCGCUCCGCACCAUAUUGGUUGGUGAAACCAACUCAACCAGAUUGAGGAUUGACUAUGUACAUUGCCAUGCUAUUGUUUUGUAAAACAUAUCAGUGGUCGACAAUUCAUGAAACAUUUGAGGUGCAAGUUUAAUUAAGUGUGAAUUUAUUCUGACCCUGUUUGCUGCUGCAGAUUACAGUUAAGAUGUAGACUCUGAAGGUUUUCAUGGUUGUCAAAAAUAUAUGUGGUUUUAGAGUGGUCGAGUGGCACUUCAUUGGGCGGCUUCGGCAGGAUAUGUUGAUGUUGUGAAAUAUUUGUUGCAACAAGGUGCACAAGUGGAUGCCAGGGAUGAGGUGAGGAUAGAUAUGUACAUUGCCAUACAUGUGGAGUUGGUUUGUGUCAUCCCACUAUAAUUAUACCACCCAAUGUAAUGUGCAGUAGUUCAACGAGUUAAACCCUGUUAACCUGUUGACUGGCAAUGCGGGCACAUUGUAUUAUACUUUAGUAUUUACUCAUACUUUAGUAUUUACUCAUACUUUAGUAUUUACUCAUACAUUUCUCAUACUUUAGUAUUUACUCUGUAUAACGCCAGACGAUUUUACUUGUCAGUGGUACUGCCAGUAAAUGGGUUAAUAUGUCAACAAUGGGCCAUAUUUCGUUGGUUAGAUGCAACUACCUGAAAAAUACAAGGAGAAAUUCAACGUUUUGAGCGAAACCCCUUUGUCGGGACGUUAGUAGCAAUCAGAUGGAUAAACAAAAAAUGUAAAUCACAUUCCAGAAUGUAUAGUAAUACAAAUAUACAGAAAACUACAAAUUUAAGAAUGCUUUGGAUUGAUAGUGAUGCAACUAGCUGAAAAAUUGAAAAAUUAUACAAGGAGAACCUCAGAUUUUAGCUUUGGUUGAUAACACAAACUUCUGGCUUGAUAAUUCUUUAUAUCAUCCCCAACCUCAAUAAUUGUUAAAUAUGUGAGAUUUUCUUCCUCAGAUGGAAUGGACACCGUUGAUCAUCUCAGUGUCGGCUGGAAUGGAGGAUGUUGUGAGGCUGUUGAUUGGCUGCGGAGCUGACGUGAAUGCCACCAAUAAAACUGGCCAAUCACCACUGCAUUACGCUGCAUCCAAAAAUAGACUACAGGUACAUCAUACAGUUCAUAUAUAUAAGAGCAACAGAAUGAUCAAGAAAAUAAUUGGAAGAAAUUAUUUAAUGUGGAUAGCUCCAUCACAACUAAUUAAGUAUUCUCCUAUAGGCCAAAUGUUAAAAUAGCAGCUGAUCACCAAUCAAUGAUUGGCAAGAAAUUAUUUAUGAUUGCAUGAAAAAAUAGGGUUGUCAGUAAAAAAAGCAGGGAAAGUCAUGACUACACCGAUCACCAUGAUCGGGAACUAAUUGGUUAAAGUUCAACCCCUAGCUGGCCCUGAUUUCACAAUAACAUAGGCGAGUAAUUGUGUGAUUGAUUGAUUACAUGCAUGUGUACAGUACAACUCAAGUUGUAAGCAGGUUGCAUAUUGCAACAGUUUUAGGCAAAAGUUGUGUAGUGUAUUUGUAAGUUGGCCUAAAAAUUACAAUAGAUAUCCUGUUAUCAGUAAUUUCUAUGAUGUUCUAUGUCUCCCCAUACUUCCAGAUGAUCUUGAUACGCGGAAAAGUACUGGCACUAUUUGUCAAAUAGAAAUCCAUUUUAUGAUUAAAACAACUGAAUAUCUCCUGUAAUAUACUUUAUUUCGAUUCCAUAUUUUUGUCAGAGCUAUAGUUCUCAUAACCAAACAUAAUUACAAAAUUUCAACUAGUUUCAUAAAGAAUGACGAAAGAUAUAAUUGACUGAAUACAUCAAAAUGGAUUUCUAUUCGGACAACCCUUUCUGAGCGCUGAUUGGCUAAAAUACGAACACGAGAUCACCUAGUUAAUUAAUAUUGUAAAAAUUUGCAGUUUGCUGAAGUACUCAUUGAACAUGGAGCUGAAGUAAAUACUUUUGAUAAAACAAGCAAAGCAACACCAUUACAUCGUGCUGCAUCAAGGUAUUCAUUUACUAGUGGGUUUCAGUCAGUGAGCUAUAUAUAUAUAUCUGGAGCGAGAACCGGAGUCCAAAAACAACCUCGUACCCAGGCUCUUACCUUCGCUGAUUAAGCCAAAGAUGGAGGUAUUGGACGUCAGUUUCAGUCCCUUUCUGUUGUUUUGUCUGCACGGUCUGCAAGGAGUGUCCCGAAAUUUCGCAUUUUGACUUUGAUUUAAAGAAAAAUACUAUAUGAUUUUAUGAACUAGCUGAUAACUUGAUUAGUGAUAUAUGGUCCGUUAGAAAAAAUCUGGAAUUAGCUGAGGAAAAUUGUAUUAAAACUGUUCACAAUAUCUUUAUAGCUAUUGGAUGUCAAUUCCUCGGUCCAUCUUGGCUUCUCUCAUGGGCUGGAUGACUGAAGUUCUGAAAUGGGGGGGGGGGGUGAAUAGGGGUAUACAAAUCCACUGAUCUGUCCAAAUUUAAAGCAAACGCCCUAACUGUCGGGGGCCCUUAGUUUUUGAACUAACCCUACUCAAUGAGCGUUACGCUACUGCCUGGGUUGAGCAUCGACUGAUUCUUUUCAUAUAAGUGUCAUAAUCAAGUCUGCAGUCAAGAAUUGGACCUACCGAAGCCCUUAUAUAGAUCUGGACAUAGUGUAUCAGGAUAUAAUGGUCUGGAAACUGAACAGAAGUCAUUGUAUUAUGUUUUUAUCUGAGUUUAUGUUAAUUUGUACACUGUCACGGUGAUUGAGCUCAUUGUAUUUUCAUAUGAUGAAAUAAUCGUCCAAUAGGGAAAGGUGAGAUGAAACGUGCAACAACGAUGAAUAAUAUUUAGUGAAGUUGAGACAAAGGAUUUGUGCACAAUGAGGUUACAGUUGAACAUCAAACAAAGGUCUUCUAUUUUAUGGCUUUGUAGUUUGCCGGGAUUCCAGACCAUCAUAUCUUAACAGACUAUGAUCUGGAAUAUGGCUUAAAACUUAAGAUCUACAUGGCAGUACAUCUCUUUGGAUAUAGUGCAAAGACAUACUAUCUGGCAAUCUUGCAUGUUAUUAGUGUAUAUUUUAUUAUAUAAUAACCUUAAGAAUUUAAGUGCUUUCAUUGGUCGAGAGCCAUGAUCUAUUAGAGGACAGACGCACACAGAAUGACAUCACGAUUAAGGUAGCCAAUAGCAGUCCCUUAUUUGUAUAGAUCAUGUACGCGUGAUAUUUGUAAAAUUUCGACUUUUUCAUAUUUCCAGUAUUGUUUAAUUCGGUGUUUUUCUUUUUACUCGCCUCUUUUUUGUUCUUCCCAGAUUAUGACGUCAUACUGUGUUUCUAUAACUGAAGAGACAACGGCAAAAUCUUAUCUGUUUGUUAAUAGACCUUUCCCCCUUUUGAGUGGAAUUUUGAUCUAGACAAGUCUGGACAAAACCACAGCUUGAAAAAGCAUCACAAAAUUUGUAAUAUUCCGAAGUUUUGUUGCGAAAUGUUGUAAAAUGCGGAUAAUAUAGCCCUGCGAAGUUUGCCGUUUGUAAUAUCAAAUGACUGAAAAACGGCAAACUUCGCAAGCCUAUAUUAUCCGCAUUUUACAACAUUUCGCAACGAAACUUCGGAAUAUUACUAAUUUUGUUAUGCUCUUUCAAGCUGUCUUUGUCCAAGCUUGUCUAGAUCAAAAUUUCACUCAUAAGGGGAAAAUUCUGUUAGAUAACGAAAUCACGGAUAACGAAUCAAUUUCGUUCUGUGAUUAAGAUAACAAAAUCGUCGUUAGCCUAAUAAGUUUAUUGGAACUGCCUCCACCAAGACUGUCAAUGAUUAAUGGAAAUUGACCCCGCCAUACACAGCGAUAGCAUGCAAAACGAGAAAAUUUAAACAAUUAAGCAGAUCAAGAUUAUACCGAACAUAAUUUUAUGUUUUCCAGAGGCCAUUCAAAGAUGGUGACUAUUUUGUUAAAACAAAAAGCAGAUCCAAAUUCUGUUGAGAUUGAAGGGAAUACUCCGUUACAUAUGGCGUGUGAAGAAGAUAGAACUCAAGUGGCUCAAAUUUUAGUUGAAAAUCAAGCUGACAUAACACUUCUUAAUAAGGUAACAAAUGAGAAACUAUAUCAAUUAAGUUUUGAUUAGGUUCGACAUGGCACAAAAUACGGCAAGUCGCGUCGUAUUAUGCGACAUAGGUUCGACAUGGGUUUGGACGUCAUGGCAGUGCCGCUUUUCAUGAAAAUGAUUAAUCAGGCCUUGUUUCUGUGUGUAUCUUGGCACUGUACAAUUAAGUCCCACAUCUAAAUCAGUUGCCGAACUUGUGCCUGAACUACCUGAAAAAGAUAUCUCAAACGUGGGAGUCCAGUGUAGGUAGUAUCCUUCAAUAAGCUGUCGUGGUUUGUACCCAAACUACCUGAAAAAGAUAUCUCAAACGUGGUGGUCCAGUGUGGGUAGUAUUCUUCAAUAAGCUGUCGUGGUUUGUACCUGAACUACCCGAAAAAGAUAUCUCAAACGUACGUGGUGAUCUAGUGUAGGUAGUAUUCUACAAUAAGCUGUCGUGGUUUGUGUCUGAACUACCUGAAAAAGAUAUCUGAAACAUGGUGGUCCAGUGUAGGUAGUAUUCUACAAUAAGUUGUCGUGGUUUGUGUCUGAACUACCUGAAAAAAUCUUUCAAACGUGGUGAUCCAGUGUAGGUAGUAUAUGCUACAAUAAGUUGUCGUGGUUUGUGUUUAACACACACUUGACACAUUAAAAGUUUAUGGUAGCUGAAAUUAAUCUUUUUCAAGUAGUUCAGCCUUCAGGGACAAAUUACAGCAGUUUAUAAAUGUAUCUGUCGCAGCUGGUCUUAUAACAAAGAGAAAACUGAUGUUGGUAAUCUUUAAACACAGCUUCACCUUUUCUCGUCUAGGAAAAGAAAACUGCGUUAGACUUGGCAAGUAAGCAACUAGCCAACUACCUGAGAAGAUUAACAGAGUGA